UUUGAUUCGUUUGUUUUCUCUGAUUCUAUGAUGUGAAUUCGAGGUUUCUAUUUAAACCUCAGCUUUGUGUUUCUUUGUCUAUUUAUGAACUUAUAGAAUUUGCUUCUUUGAACGUUUUGGAUUGAUUGACUCUGUCUAGGGAUGUCUUGAUAAUUUCACGCAUUGUGGUACGUGGGUUUUGAGCCUUAGUUGGUAUCAAUGUGGUUUCAAGUGGAGAAUAACAAAUUUAAUGGAAUUAUGGAAUUCAAUUGGAUGAAUUGAUGAUCACUUUGUUCAACUACACGUACUGUGGUACAUGGCUAUCGAGCCUUAUUUGAUAUUAGUGUAGUUUCAAGGGAUGGAACUAUGGAGUUCUAUUGGAUGAAUUGAUGAUCACUUUGUUCAGGAAAGAAUUCUUAUCGGCUGAUGUAUUUGUUAAUGGAUAUUAUGAAUAAAAUGAAUAGGUUUUCUUUGUUAUUUUCAUUCUGUUCUUAUUUGAAGGCUACAGAUAAGAUACUAUAGAAUUAUAUGAUUUAUUGAUAUAUUCAAAGUGGAACAGAACAGCCGCCAAAAUCCCAACCAAGGAUCUCUGUCCUGAUUAUAAUUUAUUUUGUCUUAUAUUGGUCUCAAAGAAGGUUCAAUUAAUCCUCUAUUUGUAGAGCUCCUUAAUAUGUCAAUUUCUUGAAGGAUAUUUGAUGGUAAUAUGUAAUUUCAUUUACAGCCUUAUCGUUCAAGCCGAAGAGGUUGCACAAUACUUUAUGACUCGAUAUAUGGUAUCAUAAGACCUAAGUCACAAUCUUGAGCUAGUUUAAUAAGUGCAUGCAUUAGAGGGUGACAUUAUUCGAAGGUUUCAAGGGAUGAAAUGGUGAUUGGACAGGAAUUUAAUGGAAGAGAAACCACAUGGGCUUAUCCUAUCUUAAUUCUGAACUUUUAAUCCUACAUUUAUCAAGUACCCUUGAAUAAAUUAGGACAAUGAGGAAAUACGUUGCCUUAUCGACGAAAGUCUAUAUAGUUUUGAAGCUCAGUGACACUGUCAAUGAGGAAAUACGUUACCUUGUCCAUUGCUAUCGGUUUGUCAGCAACAUAUUGUCGAUAGACCUUCAAUCCGGUCUGAUCAUAACCCGUACCCAUAUCCCCUCUUUCUUCAUAUCGAGGGCUUUACAGGUGAGGCAUUGUGAAAAGUGUAGCACCUACAAGCCUCCAAGGACCCAUCAUUGUCGAGUCUGCAGAAAGUGUGUUCUGAGGAUGGAUCAUCAUUGUUUGUGGAUAAAUAACUGUGUUGGUUAUUGGAACUACAAGUCCUUUUUCGUCCUUGUCUCGUACGGGACUUUGGCAAGCUUAUAUUCCACUUUCAUCAUUAUGAGAUGUGCAUUUCAGAAGAACUGGAAUUUUGAGGGAAUGCUUCCUGUAAAUAUUUUCUAUGUUAUUUGUGCAGUGAUGAUGAUCUCCUUGAGCUCAACGCUCGGAACUCUUCUGGGCUGGCAUAUCUACCUCAUCGUUCGAAAUAUGACGACUAUAGAGUAUUACGAAGGAAUACGUGCAGCAUGGUUGGCUAGAAAGUCUGGACAGAGCUAUCAGCACCCGUUCGACGUCGGUGCUUAUAAAAACACGACCUUGAUCUUAGGUCCAAACAUUCUGAAAUGGGCAUGGCCUACUUCAGCCAGCCAUCUAAAAGAUGGACUCAGUUUCCCGACUUUGCGCGAUAGUUCGUGAACAGGUUCGGCCGAGCCGGGCUGAUCCGAUCCGUCUUCUGUUUCAGCGUUGUUCUGAAUUUGUUUGAAGAAUACUCCAAAGCCAAGCAACACUGCAGUUUCUCUCCACUCAUCAGGCUAGAAAGGCAUAAAAAGGAAGAAACAAGGUAAACUUUGCAUACACUUGCAAUUCUGUUGCAAUUCUGUAUUUAAAGAAGAAAUUUGAUGUAGAGCUCUGUUCUCAAAUAUACCAUUUUCAAGCUUUGUGAAUUUCGAAAGGAUGUAAAUUCGUCGUAUUUUCAUUUUUUAUC
Cucurbita moschata (crookneck pumpkin) is the source of this 1981-nucleotide messenger RNA. Its product is annotated as probable protein S-acyltransferase 15. NCBI's taxonomy places the organism in Eukaryota, Viridiplantae, Streptophyta, Magnoliopsida, Cucurbitales, Cucurbitaceae. The transcript has 7 exons. The record is from RefSeq and is a predicted model, not a curated record. Gene Ontology annotation, molecular function: palmitoyltransferase activity. Bases 952 to 1692 code for a protein of 246 amino acids.